This is a messenger RNA of Neodiprion virginianus, 3827 nucleotides long. RefSeq lists its product as uncharacterized. The coding region runs from base 441 to 3827 and encodes 1128 amino acids. Gene Ontology annotation, biological process: regulation of post-transcriptional gene silencing. NCBI's taxonomy places the organism in Eukaryota, Metazoa, Arthropoda, Insecta, Hymenoptera, Diprionidae. The record is from RefSeq and is a predicted model, not a curated record. The transcript is spliced from 9 exons.
UACUAGGACAACAAUGGUAGGUAAGUUUAUAGAGUUCAGUGGGUAAGUUAUGACUAGAAUAAUAAAAAUAUAUUCCUUCAUCAAAUGCAGUCAAACGUCUCUGAAUCGUGACGUUUCCCGAUCGCACAUGUGGUGUCGAUGUAGCCACGUGUAGGCCGCGGCCACCAAUCGGGAAGGCGAGACAAUUUUCAGAUUUUACAUACCUACACGACGUAAUGGAUGAAUUUACAUGAAUAUGUAAAAAAAAUCAUAUUAUUUUCUCAAAUUUUGACGAAAGUAGAUACGAUAGAUGAAGAAUUUUCGAACAAAAGUAGUUACAGAUGAAGUUCCGCGAAUGCACAUCUAACCUCUAAAUGUCCGCAUAAAAAGUACUUUCAUGAGAAUGCAAAUGGUAUUAAUAAUAUUUGCGUACGAGAUUUGUGCUGAAUAAAAGAAGAAACAUGGAUGAAGUUGAAUGUAAAUUGGCAACUAAUAAUGCCAUAUUAAUUUCACAUGCAAUUUCGAAGAUUGUUGGACUAAUAAAAGACCGCAGCGAUGAACUGAACGGUGGGGAUGUGUCUGGGGUACCAGAAUUGGCAACGUUGAUUUCCAAAUGCGAGAGCAGUAAUGCCCUGAUUAGCGUCACGGCAUGCCAUGCACUCACGACUCUUGUGGAGAAUGGCGUACUUAGUAUCGGUACCACAUUGUCCAGAUUCAUAGCUUUGUUAGGAUCAACCAAGAAUUACACGGCUGUAACGGCGGCAAUAAGUAACCUUCUGUUACUUGCAUUAAAAAUUUACGAUGACAAAAAUCCUUAUAUGUGCCCCUUCACACUUAAAACGCCACAACAUCCAUUAAUUACUGUUUUGAAUCUGAAUAAAGAUAUCUGGAGGGACAUUUUGAAUCAAAUGCAGUUUAUGGUAAACCAUUAUGAAAAAGAGAUUGCACAAAACAGCAUAGAACUCUUACGUCCAGUAUUUCUCUUCAUUUUAUGUAACCCAACAUCAACACUCUCCGAAAGCUGUAAACAGCAAACUUGGCAUCUCUUGAUAAAGACGAAUCAUGCAGUUUAUCUGCAAAUCGAAGCAUUACUCUGGCUGCAAACCAGCAAUGCAAAUUCUUGUAUCAAUACGAACUAUAGACUUCUUGAACUGACUGAACUUGCUUUACUUAAUAAGGAUAAAAAAUUGUACGUUGCUCUGACUUUGCUGAUAUCAUCUCUUGCUCUUGAAUUAGUCAAACAUGGCUGUGAUCCGAGAGCCAAUUUGGAAAUACUUUCAGAGAUUUUCAAAGAUAAUGACAAUGAAGCCAGCAGUGUUACUAUAGCUUUAUUGGCUGAAUUGAUUUUAAUAUGUCCUGCCGUUUACUUGAAUAACGUUAUUCGGUUGUGUACAACUAUAAUAGAUACGUCUUGCAGUAUUACAAGUAUGCAUAUGCUGUUAGCAUCUUUGUUACAAUGGAUGGCGUAUCCUUCAUUAUUAUCAUGCGAUGGUCUGGAAACUGCUAAAGAUGUGAUAAAUUCAAUUAAAACUAGGAAAACAUGGUCUUCACACACCAAAAGACUUUAUGCAAACAAAACAUUUAGUACACUGAAGUAUUUCGAUUCCAAUGUACCGUUCUAUGUGGAAACAUGCUGUUGCGUAGAAACUCUAUGCAAUGAGAACAUGAUCUUAUGGCUGGAGAAUAUUUCGAAAGCUCCUCAAGACUUCAAAUACAAAUUAAAAUUGUUUCUUAGCGCAAUAGCCAAAGAGAAUGUACCAUUGAUAAUUCACAAUUUGGAAACUUUACUGGGAUAUGGGAAACCAUUGAAACAAUUGGCAAUAGAGCUUUACUUAAAAACGUGGAAAAAUGAGCCACGAUCUCAUCGAUAUCUCCAAGCUGCCCUAGUGGAUGCAAGCAAAAAUGAUCAUUCUUGGGAGACAAGUAUAACUUGUGCAAGGGCUAUGAAAUACAUUUGUGAAACUCGACCAGAGCAUGGAGCUGAAUUAGUUCCGUUGCUGUCACAAAUAUUAAACAGGUGUAACGAUCUCAAGGGUAGUGCCCCGAGUGCUUUGGCUUUGAAAGGUAUAUCGGCACUGUGUGAAUCUGGAGUUAUUGACAUAUGUUCAACAUGGAAGAUUUUAUCUCCGAAACUGAAUAAGGAUAAGAGAAGCAUCGUCUUACAAAGCCUUUGCGAGUUACUUGGGGAUAUACCAUCAUAUCCGCGUCAGCCAAGUGAAAAUUUUGACAAACUUGUUAUUGAAGUAAUAACUAAGUUAUGGAGUUACGUUGCCGCUUCUGAAACCACAGAAGUAGUUACAUCUGCUUUGCGUGCCUUAUCUGCAUACAAUUUAGAGCUAAUACCAUUGAAAUCAUUGCCAGAAAAUUUCCGGAAAGAUUUAAAACUGCCAGAUAUCUACUGUCAAACGCCAGCGGAUGCGGCCAGGAAGCCUGAAUUAGUUUUACCGUAUAUCCCUGGCACGUGCUGGAUACAAAUGUUGGAAAAUAUUAAUUCGUCAGCCUUGCGAGCAGCUGGGGAUUUGUUAAUAUCUUUUAUCAAAUCCGAAGUCAACAGUUUUCGAGGGAAUAUAUAUUCUCCACCUCAGGGAGAACCAAAUAACUUUCGUUACCUACCAGAUAAAAGUGUUAUAAAAGCUAUGGGCGAUUACAUAAGACUUUCUAGCGUAUCUCCUAAAGAUCACAGAGAGCCAAUAAUUGUCGAAUGUUUGAGAAUACUGUCACAAAAAUACCCAAAACCCCUACCUCCUAUAAACUGGGUGUUUUUACAAGGACUCUUGCAAUUAAAUGAUGAGGCUAAAAAAUAUGUCAUAGCUUUGGCUUGCCACCAAAUGACAAUAUCACCAUCCGCUAAACGAUUUAUUGAAAACUACCUUACCACAUUCGAAGCAGUCACACAAUUCCAAGAAUAUGUGUUAAUAUAUGCAAACUUGCAGGAUCUGUGUAAAGGAGUACCACCCAAUAUUUUAAGACCAGUUCUAGAAAAAACGUUGAAUUACACUUUGGAAAAAGCUCUUAUGGGUAAUGACGAAUCGGUAGAUAUGUACAAAGAAAUCAUGGUAUGCUACAAACAUACUUUAAAAGAUGAAACAAUUCAUGAUGCAAAUAGAACCUUACUUUCCAUUAUAUUGGAAGGGCUUUUGGAUAGAAUAGAGGGUGAUAGCAAACUGUUCGAAUUUUAUGUCGAUACAGUUGUUGAAUUGUCAUCAAAGCAUAUCGAAAGAAUGACAUCACCGAGUGUCUGGUGGGAAGUUACAGGUCAGCGUCUGAAAAAAGCGAUUUCAAUUAGAGCAGAAUUGACGUUGAAAAAGGAUGUAGAAUUACCACUCGCCUGGAUGAAUGAAGUCAUUGACACUGCCAUUACCAUGCCUGGGGAGCAGGUAUUUGUUCUGAGAACCAUGUUAUACGUUCAAUCAAAAAUGCGAUCUGAAUCCUCUACUUCAAAAUGGGUGUUAGAACUGAUGGGACGUAUUCAAGCCAUAUUAGCUGACUUAUCGCUGGAAGAUAAUGAUCAAAGAGCUAUAUUUCUCUCCGAUGUAUUGUUCAUUUCUUGCAUUUGCCUCUCUGGCAAUGAUUGCCUGUUGACAAACAGUGAAUCGAUUGUUCUGUCUAGAGGCCUUCGGGUCAGUAUGUUCUCCCAAGCCAUUGCAGACUUGGUUCAAAAUGAACACUGGCGUCGUUUUGUUACUCAGAUUAUGGAAUGGCUGCACCAUAUGCGAUCGAGUAUAUUACCCGAAUUAUACACAAUUGCAUAUCACAAUGCCUUGGUCUCUCUCAAACACGAACGAUACUUCAACGACGCCUGGACUAAAUAUUUAUCGCAUAAACCACGAAUGCACUUACCGUUAUGA